GUGUUCGUUUUCGAUCGCAAGGAGAGUGUCGCAUUCGCUCUUUGAUUGUUUCCAUCAACGCAUUUCAGUGAGAAAUCGAGUCGCGGCGGGAGGGAUACCGCGGCCUCAGUGUGCGGCCGUCCUGACCCGACUCUCCGUCUGUUCAGGUUUUCUGUUGGAGCUCGACUACAUGCUGUGAUAGUGAAGCUUCUCAUUGAGCUGCACCGCCCCCUUUUAGCUCCACCCCUGCGCUAUGAGCAGAGGUAGAGGAGGGUUUUAUAAGGAACACUACAGAAAUCCACCGCCCCACCAGCAGGCUAAAGAGAACUACGGCAGACCUGGCCCAGCCCCGUUCCCCUCUAGGGCGGAGUCGGAACAAUUCCCAAAUUUAAAUUACUACAACAGACCUGCACCCCUGCUCGCCUCCGCUCCUCCUGUACCGGACCGUGUCAGUGCGGCCCCCGGUCCUGUGACCUUUGAUCACCCACAGAGUCACAGUGGCGGUCCAGUUCCCAAUUCGUUUUCAUUUAAACAAGCAGAAUUCCUGAGAGGGCAGACCUCUGAGGCACCGCAGUUUAGAGGCGGUCCACGGGGACGAGGGCCAAGAUUCGGCUGGUCGCCAAGUUCUUCAUACCUGCCCCAGUCAGGGUACAACAGGUACAUAAACCCCAGUAGCAACGCGAGGGGCAAAAGGGUCCAAAGUUUAGCAUAUUUAUCAGGUACAGGAGCAUCACGAGCGACUCCAGCCCCUCGAUACCUCAAUCCAAACCAGUCCCAAGGCAAAAACAACCGACAGGAAUGUGUCCAAACAGAUCCUUUUUGUGACAACUUUAAGAAUUUGUCUCUUCAACAAAACAGAGAAGGCCCCGACCGACACUUUUCACCCAGGAGCUCAGCAAGUUCAAGGGUAAAGAAAACAAACAUCACUUUUACUGACGAGAUACUGAACCAAGUGCACAGAGCUUUGGCUGCUUUGAAGCCAGGGGAGAGUAUUCCUGCUAAAGUACUGGCCAAAAAACUUGCUUUACCCAAGAAGGUAGUAAACAAAGCUCUGUAUUCUUUGGAAAACUCACAGAAAGCGUUCAAGCAAGGGCUCACGCCUCCUAAGUGGGCGUUGUGUAGAGAGACUGUUAGAGCUGAGGAGAAUCAAACCCCUGGGACUAAAGGUCCACCUCUCCAGCAGCACCUUGGUGCACAGCAGGCUGAAGCCGAGGCCCACCCAGAAACAGAAAACCAGGCACGAGCCACAGAAGAAGAUUCAGACACAGAGUCCAGUUCUUCUUACGGUUCCUCUUUAGAAAUAAGUGAUUCUGAAGAAGAUCGACACGUCAACGAAGAACAAGCAGGAAUAAGCAGCUCUGCUGAUCAGGAGCUUCAUUUUCCCACCAUGGCAGAACAAAAAGAGCAAAUUUUACAGUAUCUGCUGCAGUCAGGCGAGACCACGGCUCUCAUCAUAGCCAAAAAUCUCGGCUUUAACAGUCCCAAGCACAUCAAUCACAUCCUAAACGCUCUGGAGAAGCAGGGCGAUGUCAUUAGGAACAGUGAAUUUCCCUAUUUGAAAUGGGAUCUGUCCCCCCACCGCAAGGAGAAGAUGGAGAGGAGCUUGAAAGCUGCACAGAGCAGCUCCGCUGUGAGGAGUCAGAUGGAGGUGGAGGUCAAGAAAGAAGACGUAGACGAGCCCAUCUCUGUGUCAUCGUCUCUACCACCUGUACCAGGCCUCGAGCCACUGCCACCACUGAUGGACCUGAUGCAAGACCAAAGUCCAAAUAACACUCAACCCCCCGUAACUCCCCCUAAAGAUGGGAUCGAGCAGUGGGCCACCGACGACAUCCCGGACUUCCUGAACGCCAUCCGCCGAGAGACGGACGCUCUGAAGAAGCUGGAACAGAAGACCAACGUGGUGGGAACCGUUGCCGUGUCGGUCGCUGCAGCCCCUCCACAAAACCUGUGGGCCAAGCUGCAGGAGGUGAGGCUGAAGAACCCCGUCAGUGGUCUCAUGGAGUACGCCCAAUAUCUGGGCCAGAACUGUGAGUUCUUGCUUCUGGACCAGUCGGGACCCUCUCACGACCCAAGGUUUCGUAUGCAGGUGAUGCUCAACGGCAGAUUGUUUCCCGCCACAGAGGCUUCAAGUAAGAAGGUUGCAAAAAAGGACGCGGCUGCAGCCACCCUGCGGUUACUCAUCAGUGAGAUGCAGGGAGGGACGGCCUCGUUAAGUGAUGGGAAUCCUGUCAGUGGAGAACAGAUGUUGGACUUAGACACAAAUGCCUCAGCUGAAAACACGGUGGGGACGUUUGGCUCCAGCACUGUGGAGGGGUCAGUAGAGGGACCUCGCCAGCCUCUGUCCAGGUCUCUGCCCGGUGGGAAGAAUCCGGUCUCUGUCCUGAUGGAGUACAGUCAGCGCAGUGGGAAUCCCAUCGAAUUUAUCAACACUGGGCAGGCUGGUCCACCACAUGACCCGAGGUUCAUGUUCAGGGUGAAGGUCGGAGAGGUUUUGUUUUCGGAGGCCUCCGCUCCGAGCAAAAAGGCGGCCCGCCAGCUGGCUGCAGAGGAGGCUGUCAAAGAGCUGAUGGCUGACGGGAAACUGCAGCUCAACAAGCCUCAGCUGCCCCUCAUUCCUUCCCUCGAUGACGAUGCCUCCAAGACCCCCUGUCCCUCUUUGCCUCCUCUGACGGAAAACGAGCUGCGAGCGGCCCACGAGGCAGGAGUUGGGGACCUCAUCAAUCACCUGAACAACAACGCAGUGUCCGGGCUUUUGGAGUACGCCAGGGCUCGAGGCUUCGCUGCUGAGAUCCGCCUGGUGGGCCAGUCGGGGCCACCGCACGAGCCGAAGUAUGUGUUCACCUACCAGGCCAAGCUGGGUGGUCGCUGGUUCCCUGCAGUGUGCGCCUCCAACAAGAAACAGGGAAAGCAGGAAGCAGCCGACGCUGCUUUAAGGGUUUUGAUUGGAGAAGCUGAGAAGGCCGCACGAACUGGAGAGCUCAUCCCAACGGAGCUACCAGUGAGCGGCAGCACUCUGCACGACCAGAUCGCAAUGCUGAGUCACCAGCGCUUCAACGCCCUGACCACACGGAUCCAGCACAGCCUUCUCGGACGCAAGAUUCUGGCCACCAUCGUCAUGAGGAAGGGCGAGGGCCUGGGGACCGUCGUCAGCCUUGGAACCGGAAACCGUUGUGUCAAAGGGGAGGAGCUGAGUCUUAAAGGGGAGACCGUCAAUGAUUGCCACGCUGAAAUCAUCUCCAGGAGGGGCUUCAUUCGGUUUCUGUACAGCGAGCUGCUCAGACACUACGACGGUGCAGACGACAGCAUAUUCGAGCCGGCGGAGGACGGCAAGCUGAAGAUCAAAUCUGACAUUACCUUUCACCUCUACAUCAGCACGGCACCUUGUGGAGACGGCGCUCUGUUCGAUAAGUCGUGCAGCGAGUCGGGGGAUGAGGUUCAGGGUCACCAGCCUCUGUUUGAGAAUGUGAAGCAGGGCAAGCUUCGCACUAAAGUGGAGAACGGUGAGGGGACCAUCCCAGUGGAGUCCAGCGCCAUUGUUCCCACCUGGGACGGCAUCCAGCACGGUGAGAGGCUGCGGACCAUGAGCUGCAGCGAUAAGAUUCUGCGCUGGAACGUGCUGGGCCUGCAGGGGGCGCUGCUCUCCCACUUCCUGCAUCCCAUCUACCUGAAGUCCAUCACGCUUGGCUACCUUUACAGCCACGGCCACCUGACACGGGCCGUCUGCUGUCGGCUGGCCAGAGACGGUGAAGCCUUUUCCAGCAGCCUCCCUCCUUCCUUCACGCUGAACCACCCCGAGGUGGGCAGAGUGAGCGUCUACGACUCCACGCGCCACACAGGCAAGACCAAGGAGUCCAGUGUGAACUGGUGCCUGCAGGACCAGCACAAUGUGGAGGUGCUGGACGGGACCAAAGGAAAACUGGAUGGGAACAAGCAGGCCAUGUCCCGGGUGUCCAAGUCCAACCUGUUCUGCUUGUUCCGCACUCUGUGCCAGAAGUGCAGCCGCUCCGACCUCCUCUGCCUGCCCUCCUACGCCCAGGCCAAGAUGUCCGCCCUGUCCUUCCAGCUGGCCCGGCAGCAGUUCUUCAGAGCGCUCAGCGACCACGGCUACGGCGCCUGGAUCAGCAAACCCAUGGAGGAGAAGAGCUUCGAGGCGGCGGAGGGCAACCGAACCAACGCCGUCUUCCCUCUGGGAUACGAUAACCGAGAGGAGGCCAUGGAGUACAAUCAGGAGGUGCAGAUCAGCGCAGGGUUCUUUAAUUAAUGACAUGUUGGGGGGGUAGACAAACAGAAAGCAGGGCUUCGUGUUGUAAAGGAAAAGAACAAUCAGAGGGCAGAGAUGUGUGGUCUGAGGGCCGGAGGCUGCAGAGACAUGAGAGGGACAGAAGGAGCUCACACCUGCAGGCUCCACAGGUAAACCUGUUAAAUAACAUCAUGACAUCACUUUCUCUCCAUGUCAACUCACCUGCUUCAUGCUCACCUGUUAACUGUUAGUUCUUGUUCUUAAAACUGUUUCACAUUUCUCUAAAAACAAGUUCCUGUUUUAAUGUUUUCACUCUGAAACUGUUUAAAAUGACAAACCAGACCAAAGUUUUCUGUUCUUAUGACGACGUUUUAUUUGAAUUUUGCUCCAGGAGAUCAGGCUGAUUUGGAUCGGUUCUGAGUUCUGAUUAAAGGUUUGUGUGAACAGAUA
This is a messenger RNA of Austrofundulus limnaeus, 4669 nucleotides long. RefSeq names its product adenosine deaminase RNA specific (gene adar). Gene Ontology annotation, molecular function: adenosine deaminase activity; double-stranded RNA adenosine deaminase activity; tRNA-specific adenosine deaminase activity. Gene Ontology annotation, cellular component: nucleolus; cytoplasm. Lineage: Eukaryota; Metazoa; Chordata; Actinopteri; Cyprinodontiformes; Rivulidae. Gene Ontology annotation, biological process: adenosine to inosine editing; RNA processing. The transcript has 16 exons. The record is from RefSeq and is a predicted model, not a curated record. Bases 233 to 4240 code for a protein of 1335 amino acids.